Aspergillus tanneri is the source of this 4362-nucleotide messenger RNA. RefSeq names its product putative ABC multidrug transporter. The record is from RefSeq and is a predicted model, not a curated record. NCBI's taxonomy places the organism in Eukaryota, Fungi, Ascomycota, Eurotiomycetes, Eurotiales, Aspergillaceae. Gene Ontology annotation, molecular function: ATP hydrolysis activity; ATP binding; ABC-type transporter activity. Gene Ontology annotation, cellular component: membrane. Gene Ontology annotation, biological process: transmembrane transport. Bases 1 to 4362 code for a protein of 1453 amino acids. The transcript has 8 exons.
AUGCCAGCCCACCUCCAUCCUCACCUACAUGGUGCUCCCUCUCAUGCUUCUAAUCAAGAGGCCGGGAGUCAAGCCGACAUCAUCGCCUCCCCUCGAGUGCAUCUGUCGUUCGAGGAUGGCGAUGCUAUUGCUGAAAUCCAUCGCACUCUGACAGAGGUCAAUCAUCAACAAGAGUAUCCUGAGCCGCAUUCGUCAUUUGAUAAAUUCCUUGAAGCAGAACUCCAGGCUGGAAAAAAAAGGUCCAACCUUGGGGUUUAUUUCCAGUCUAUGUCGACAUGGGGUGACGGGGACGAUCAUGCGGAUGUCAAGACUCUUGGGACGGCACUGUGGCGUACAUUUACUUUCCAAGAUGUCUAUGAAUGGACCAUCAAGCCUUGGCUUUCUAGUAAGAAGCCUCAGGACGGACGUCAGUUGAUUCGCGAUUUUUCCGGGGUGGUUAGAAGUGGAGAGAUCAUGCUUGUGUUGGGAAGGCCAGGAGCCGGUUGUUCCACAUUUCUUCGUACAAUUGCUGGUCACCACUCGUCGUUUCUCGGGGUUACCGGUACCAUCGAUUAUUCGGGCCUUAGCGUUCAUGAGGUCAAGAAGCACUACCGUGGCCAAGUAGCAUAUGUCCCGGAGGAUGAUGUGCACUUCCCAACCCUCAGCGUGCAACAGACUCUGAAAUUUGCACUUGAAAGUAAAACACCCAAGAGAUACCAGGAAAGGAUUCCAAGGUAUCUUGAAAUUUAUGGUCGAGUAUUUGGAAUGUCCCAUACCAUGAAUACUCUAGUUGGGGAUGAGUACAUCCGAGGUGUCUCUGGUGGCGAGCGUAAACGGAUCUCGAUCAUCGAGUCCCUGGCGACGGAUUCAUCUGUCAUGUGCUGGGAUAAUUCCACGCGGGGUUUGGACGCGUCGUCGGCUCUGGAUUAUGCACGAAGCCUUCGAAUCAUGACCGACACGUGCGGCAAAGCGACACUGAUGACACUGUACCAGGCAUCAGAUGCCAUUUAUGACCUAGUUGAUAAAGUGUUGCUGAUUGACGAAGGGAGGAUGAUUUAUCAAGGCCCUGCUUGCGAGGCGAAGGGCUACUUCGAGGGAUUAGGUUACGAGUGUGCAGAAAUGCAGACAGUGUCCGAUUUCUUGACCAGUGUCACGGUUCCUGAGAUACGACGUUUCAAACAAGGAUGGGAACAGCGUGCACCCAAGGGACCUAUCGAACUGGAAGAGGCAUUUAGGAGGAGCUCGGCUUACAAUAAAAUCGAAUAUGAUCUACAUAACUAUGAAGAUCAGCAAUGCAGUGGGAGAAAUAUUGGAGCAUCACACGCUGAUUCAGAGUGUGGAAGUGUGGAGGAAUUAAAAAAGUCCAUACAAACAGAUAAAUCUCGCUUCGUGUCCUCCAAAUCACCGUACACUAUUUCACUUUUCCGGCAGGUGGCUUUGUGCGCGAAGCGUCAGAUGUGGCAGAUCAGAGGCCAUUUGUCACCUCUAUAUAUCAAGCUCAUCUCAUCGGUCGUUUACGGUCUGUUGGUUGGCUCCAUGUUCUACAACCAACCUCAAAAUACCGAUGGUAUGUACUCUCGGGGAGGAGUACUUUUUUACUCUUCUAUUCUGCUCGCUUGGCUUCAAAUGUCUGAGCUGGAGGACGCAAUGCAGGGCCGAGAUAUCCUCAGUCGCCAAAAGAAGUUUGCCUUUGUUCGACCUAGUGCGGUAUGCUUGGCCAGGGUCAUGGCAGACAUCGUGGUGGGGGCUGUCAUCACGUUUCUGUAUUUGGUUGUGGUGUACUUCCUCUCUGGUCUUAAGUCAAAUGCCGGGCCUUUCUGGAUCGAUUUUCUCUUCAUUUACCUGUGCACCAUCUGCUUAACUGCCCAAUUCCGGUUGUUUGCUGCUGCAUCGUCUAAUUUUGAAGUUGCACUGCGCUACUGCGGCGUUUCCGUUCUGUUUUGUAUUGUCUUUGGCGGAUACGUUCUCUCAGUGGACAAGCUGAUGAAAGAUGUUCCUUGGGUCGGAUGGAUAGCCUACACUACCCCAGCGCUAUAUACAUACGAAGCCGUGAUGGCUGCGGAGUUCCACAAUACUGAUUUCACCUGUGCGCCCCAGUCGAUUGUUCCUUCGGGCCCGAACUACACCGAUAUCGCCUACCAAACUUGCGCCUACGCAGGAAGUCAGAUUGGGACCACUGUGGUGAAAGGCGAUGACUAUCUGGCUGUUAAGUAUGGAUUUUAUUUUAAGCAUGUCUGGCGUAACUUUGGGAUCCUUUGCCUCUUCACUGUCGUAUACAUUGCGGCUACUUGCCUGCUGAGCGAGGUUAUGGAGUGGGAACCAGACAAUGCAGGGCUGAUCCAGCACAAGAAACUCCGGAGAUGGUUUUCCAAAACCCACAAGCAUACGCAGGAUGAAGAGAGCAAUCCUGUACCAGGGCAUCUGCCGGCGAGUGCUCCUAGCACUAAUGUUGGGAAGUCGGGGCAAACCAUCGCUGGAACGCAGUCCACGUUCAGUUGGGAUAACCUUGAGCUCUUCGUUCAGAUCGGGAAGGAGUCAAGAAAGCUUCUUGAUGGCGUUUGCGGCUAUUGCAAACCAGGGACAUUGACUGCUCUUGUUGGAGCCUCCGGGGCUGGAAAAUCUACUUUAUUGACUGCUCUUACCCAACGGCCCAGCUCAGGAGAACUGACCGGUACUUUGUAUAUCGAUGGACAGGCUAUUGAUAAAACAUUCAACCGUCGGAUUGGAUACUGUCAGCAAAUGGAUAUUCAUGACGAUUCCAGCACAAUCCGAGAAGCAUUUGAGUUUUCCGCUCUUCUCCGUCAGAACGUCUCCGUACCCGAGGAGGAAAAGUUGUCAUAUGUGACCACAGUUAUUGAAACCCUGGAGCUGAUGGACCUGCAGAAUGCCAUCAUAGGAUCCCUAGACAUUGAAAAGAAAAAAAGGGUGACUAUUGGCGUGGAGUUGUGCGCCAAACCAGAGCUACUGCUGUUCUUGGAUGAGCCUACCAGUGGCCUCGAUAGCCAGGGAGCUUCCAGCAUUGUUGGUUUGCUCCGGCGGUUGGCUGACCAGGGACUAGCAAUCCUUUGCACUAUUCACCAGGCAAACCAGCAACAAUUUGAACAGUUUGAUCGAGUUUUGGCACUCAGCCCCGGUGGAAGUACUUAUUAUUUUGGAGAAGUGGGAGAAUCGGGCAGUUCCGUCUUUAAAUAUUUCGCCGACCAUGGCCAUUGUCCAGAAAAUGUUACUAAUGCAGCGGAUUUCCUCAUUGACGUUGUCGUGGGAAGUAUGAAAAAUACCGCGCAUAGUAUCAAUUGGCCUGACGUCUGGAAUCGGUCUGUUGAGGCUAAGAAUGUCCAGAGAGAGAUCUAUGCAAUCCGCGGCAAGGGUGAAAAGGUGGUGAGCAACUCCCUAACUGCUCAGAAGCCGCUACCUACACCAUCGCUUCUGCGGCAGACGACUCUCCUGACCAAGCGCACGCUGCGGCAGUAUUGGAGGAGCCCAGAGUAUCCUUACUCCAGGCUAUAUGCUUCGUUUCUCCAUGCCCUGGUCAAUGGCCUUACGUACUUGCAAAUUGGCAAUAGCGCCACUGAUUUGCAGUCCAAGGCGUUUUCAUGCUUCCUUGUGCUGAUGCUAGUACCGGAAUUCAUCAACGCGAUCUCUAUGCGCUUUAUCAUGAACCGUGACAUCUGGAAAGCCCGGGAAGGCCCUAGCGGUAUAUACGGAUGGGUCGCCUUCUGCACAUCCCAGAUUAUCUGUGAGAUUCCAUACGCAAUUGUUAGCGCCGUGAUCUUUUUCGUCCUUUACUACUUUACUGUUGGACUUCCUCUAGGAUUCGCGGCGGGAUAUAGCUUCUUGAUGUUUUUCUUAUUCUUCCUAUUUGCCACGUCUUGGGGUCAGUGGAUUGCAGCAAUGAGCGCCGACUCAUUAGUAGCUGCUACCCUGAUGCCAUUUUUCAUCAUUAUGUGCGAGUUAUUCAACGGCAUCCUGCAGCCUCACGCGAAUAUGCCUGUAUUCUGGAAGUAUACUAUGUACUAUGCAACGCCAUUUACGUACUGGAUCGGGGGAGUCCUCACGUCGGUUCUGCGCGGCAUGCCUGUCAGAUGCCAGGGAGGUGAAUUGACCAUGUUUCAAAGCCCUCCGAACAUGACGUGUGGUGAGUACGCUUGGACGUGGCUUGCGCAUAAGGGCGUAGGUUACCUAUCGAACCCCGAUGAUUUUGGGAAAUGUGGAUAUUGCGAGUUUAGCUACGGGGACGACUACCUCUCCGGGCUUGGCCUGAAUUCAUCCAGGAUUUGGCCCUAUUUCUGUAUUUUCACCGCGUUUGUACUUUCCAAUUAUUUGAUGGUGUAUCUUCUUGUUUAUCUGCGGUCCGUGAUGAAGCCUUUUUGGUGCCGGGAGUAG